AAUAUCCUCUUCCUCCUCCACUUUCUCCGCCCCCAGAAGCAACUCCAGCCGACCCCCAAAUUUCCCUUCUCUCCCCCGCCGACGUCCCCAACCUCACCAACUCCGGCCAGAUCGGCGGCCCUCCCGACCUCGCGCAGCCCCUACCGCACCCCGCCUCCCUCCUCAGCCCUCCCGCACCGCCGCCCGCCCCAAACCCUAGCCAUUCCGCACCGCGAGGUAUCCGCUCCCUGUACCUCUAGCGUUAACACUUUUGGUUUCGGGGUGGCGUUGGGCUGUGUAAAUGCGCGGGUCAGCCCCGGCCAUGGGGGAGGCUCCGGGUUCUGGGCGGGCUGGCCCCUCCCGCGCCACCCGGUCGCAAAACCCUAGCCACGACGACGACGAGGCCGCCGCGGCGGCGGCGCGGCGGGUCAAGGACGAGAUCGCCGACGAUCUCAACGCCGACCCCGCGGAGGACGACGACGACGAAGAGGAGGAGGCCCUCGCCAACUCCGACUCGGCCCCCCUCAACUCCAACUCCUCCAACUCCGACGGCGCCGGCGGAGCCGACGACUUCGCGCCGCGCACGCUGGAGGAGGCGCUGGUGCCGCGGGUGGGCACGGUGUUCGACUCCGUCGACGAGGCCUUCUCGCUCUACAAGGCCUACGCCUUCCGGGCGGGCUUCCACGCCGUGCGCCGCACCUGCCACAACUACGAGGGCGUCCGCUACCGCUCCACCUUCGCCUGCACCCAGGCCGGCAGGCCCGCCGCCCCGUCCGAAGCCCCAGGCGCCCGCUACCCGCUCCGCAGCAAGCGCGGCAAUGGCAAGCGGCCCCGGCGCGCCGCCGCCGAGAAGACCGGGUGCAAGGCGAUGAUGAUCAUGCGCGACAAGCGGGUGGACGACAAGUGGAAGGUGGAGUUCGUCGACCUGGAGCACAACCACCCCUGCGCGCCCGACAUGGUCAGGUUCCUCAAGGCCUACCGGGAGUUGCCGGAGUCGGCCAAGAGGAAGGCCAGGAUCACCGAUGAGAUGGACGAGACGGUGGAGAAGUCGCUGAGCGAGAUCGCCGAGACCAGGAAGUUCCCCACUCGCCCCAAGCGCAGCGUCAGUGCUGGCGGGCUGAGGUGUAGCAGAACCGACGGUAUCGCGCAGCGCUUCGGGGAAGAUGACCUCGCUGCACUCAAAAAGUUCGUUGAGACCAUGCAGGAGAAGAAACCAAACUUUGUUCACAGCUGGGAUCUUGAUCAGGAGAGCCGCCUGAAGAACUUCUUCUGGGCAGAUACGAGGUCUCAGGCGCAGUACCGCUACUUUGGCGACGUCGUGACGCUUGAUGUGAUGUACUUGCAGCACUCUCGUGGCAGCCUCCCUCUGGUCACGCUCCUUGGGGUGAACAACCAUGGCCAUCUCGUGCUGCUUGGCUGCGGUCUGCUCUCCAAGGACAGUAAAGAGAACUAUGUUUGGUUGCUCAAGAGGUGGCUGAGCUGCAUGAAUGGCAAGCCACCAGAGGCGAUUACGACCAGCUAUUCGGAUGCCGUGGCGGAGGCUGUGGCUGAGGUGUUGCCAGGUACAAGGCACCGUUUCUGCUUUUGGCAUAUCUUGAGGAAGCUCCAAGAGAACGUGGGACGUAUGCAUGAGAAAGAGGCAUUGUCUUCCAAAUUCAAGGAGGUUGUUUAUGACACAGUCACUCUGACCGACUUCGAGAAAGAGUGGGUUGCCAUGGUUGAGCAUUACAAGCUCAAGGAUAAUGAAUGGUUCUCCGCACUGUACAGCUGCCGGAAGCGGUGGGCUCCUGGUUUUGUCAAUCAUUCGUUCUGGGCUGGCACAUCUGCUAUCAGGAAGGUCGAAAAACCAGAUCCAUACUUUGAUGGUGUCGUGACAGCUAAAACUACCUUGCCAGUUUUCCUCGAGCAAUAUGAGGCCACGCUCAAAGGCAAGCUGGAGAGGGAAGCAUAUGAUGAUCUGCGCUCAUAUUAUUCUAGGCUCACUUUGCUCUCAGGAUUGCCAUUUGAGGAGCAGCUGGUGGAACUCUACACAGUACCCAUGUUUCAGGCAUUCCAAGAUGAGAUCAAGCAAUUGAUGCAUGUGAUCUGUAAAGAGGUGGACAGGAGUGGGAAUUCAGUCACCUACAUGGCCAGUGAGUUAAUACAGGGCAAGAAGAUUGACUUCACGGUUGUCUACAAUAAUUCUGACAAGGAUGUUUGGUGCAUUUGUCGCUCCUUUCCAUCACGGGGCAUUCUUUGCAGCCAUGCUCUGUCUGUUCUGAAGCAAGAGAAUGUGUUGAUGCUGCCAUCAAAGUUCAUCCUUGACCGCUGGAGGAAGGAUUUCAGAAUACUUCCCAUGCCUGCAAGCUGUGACUCUGCAAGAGAUUUGAGCAUUUUUGAUGAUCUCUAUGUGCGUGGCCAUGAAUGUUUAGAAGAUGUUAUCGACAUUGGGGCUAGAGAGCCUGAGUUAAAGGAGUUUGUGUUGUCAGUCAUGAGAGAAGCAAAGGGCAAACUAGUUAGGCCUGUCCAGACCCAGCAAGGUGAUCAGCGGGUUGAUGUAAAUAUGUCGGUAACUGGUCAGCCUGCUGACAGAAUAGUUGAUGAGAACAUGACAUCAAACACCACAUCUGUCAUUCAUGGGGACAGAAGGGUUGAUGCAAAUAUGACCUUAAACACAAGAGCCCUGGCUCAUGAGGAUAAUCUGACAUCAAACACUACAUCCCUGAUUCACGGGGACAGAAGAGUUGAUAUGGAAAUGCAAACACCCCACCUUAUCCACAGAGAGGGAAGACUUGACAUGAACAUGGCAUCCCCUCACUUGAUGCAGAGGGAUAGAAGAGUUGACAUAAAUAUGGCGGUGCCUCACCUGAUACAGGGGGACAGAAGAGUCGACAGGAACCUGGGGUCACCACACUUUAUACAAAGUGACAGAAGAGUUGAUAUGAACAUGGCAUCGCCACACCUGAUACACAGGGACGUGAGAGUUGAUAUGAACAUGGCAUCGCCACACCUGAUACACGGCGACAGAAGAGUCGAUAUGAACAUGGCAUCGCCUCACCUGAUACAGGGUGACACCAGAGUGGAUAUGAACAUGGUAUCCACUGCUCAGGAUGACGGGAUGCACACUUUCGAUUUGAUGAACGUAAACCUCGAGAGUGGCUCUUUGCCAAUGACUGCAACAGAUUUCAUGCAAAUGCAUCAGCACCCAGCAGUUUACAAUCCCAAACAACUUCUCAAUAUGAGAGAUCAGGUGAUGGACUCAAAUAAGAGACCCAAUGUGGAAACCAAUACUUAUUUUAUGGGAGGUGGAAUGCAUGUGGGGUAGUUUAAUUGUCUACAGCUGUAACAUUUUAUGUACGGAGAGGAGACGACCUUAUUGUAUGUUGAUACGUACGUUCGUAGAGCAGGCAGUGCAACUAAUCAUCUAGUUUGUACUAACUGCAGAUCAAUCAUUGACUGCUGGGCCGGUAGCUCUCUUGUACCGUUCUUUCUGUUUGGAGUUGUAGCUAGCUACUUGGAUGGCAUUGUUCUGUGCAUAUUGUUGAUAGAUAGUAAUAAUCUUUGCCAUCUAAUUUU
Molecule: messenger RNA, 3534 nt
Organism: Lolium perenne
Lineage: Eukaryota; Viridiplantae; Streptophyta; Magnoliopsida; Poales; Poaceae
Product: protein FAR1-RELATED SEQUENCE 6
Biological process (GO): regulation of DNA-templated transcription
Molecular function (GO): zinc ion binding
Source: RefSeq, a predicted model, not a curated record